This is a messenger RNA of Aphidius gifuensis, 2028 nucleotides long. RefSeq names its product ADP-dependent glucokinase. Gene Ontology annotation, biological process: glucose metabolic process. NCBI's taxonomy places the organism in Eukaryota, Metazoa, Arthropoda, Insecta, Hymenoptera, Braconidae. The coding region runs from base 170 to 1618 and encodes 482 amino acids. Gene Ontology annotation, cellular component: endoplasmic reticulum. Gene Ontology annotation, molecular function: ADP-specific glucokinase activity. The record is from RefSeq and is a predicted model, not a curated record. The transcript is spliced from 3 exons.
GAUUAAAGUGAAAGCUGCCAGACAUGAUAAAACUGGAUAAAACAAGUAUUUUUCCUGCUGAUUUUGAUAUAAAAAGGAAAAAUAUUAUGAUUUAAUUUAUGCAUAAAUAAAAUUAUAAUCAAGUGAUAGGUAUAUUUACAAUUUGUUAUUUUCUAUAAUAAUUAAAAAAAUGCUGUCAAAAGGAUUAACUUGUACAACAUUUUUAACAACAAUAUUAAUUAUUAUUGUGGCAAUAUAUUACCGGCAAAAUGAGGAUGACCUUCGACCUCGUCUGUUGGCUGUUCUUCAAGGUUUAGAAAAACUAGAAAAUAAACAUGAAAUUAAAGUAAGACCAAAAGUUGCAAUUGGAUAUGGAGCAUGUGCUGAUGUUUAUAUUGAUGCUAAAAGUUUGUUACAUUAUUCAUCAUUAAAUGGUCAACCACAACAUUUUGAUGAGAUUAAUAAUCAUGAUGAAUUGCUCAAAAGUUUUGCAUAUUAUUUUAGACAUGGUGCUGCUGCUGAACGUUACAUGAGUGAUGACAAGUUGUUCAAUGAGAUUGUUGAUAAAGCAAGAUCAUAUUCAUCAUCAUAUUCAGCAAUUGGUGGUAAUGCACCAGUUAUGGCAAUGAGAUUUUCUAAAGAAGGCUGUGAUGUAUUGUUAGCAGCAAAAAUGACAGCUUCAUUGAAGCUUAUGUUACCAGAUGAUAUUGAAGUAGUUGGUGGUGAAGUUGAACAUGAUGAUGUUCAUUUAAUACUUGAAUAUAAACGUGGUGAGACUUGGGGACCAUAUACAAGUGCAAGAGCAAAUAGAUAUAUACUACACAAUGAUAAAAAUAAUCCUAUGAUAAGUUCACUUGAAGAAUUUGAUAAAAUAUUACCAAAAUUUAAACCAAAUUUAUUUAUUGUUGGUGGAUUACAAAUGAUGGAUAGUUAUCCAUUUGGUCCUGGUAUACGUAAACAAAGAUUAAAUAAAAUAAAACAACAAAUGAUUAAUCAAUUAUCAUCAACAAAAGUACAUUUUGAAAUGGCAUCAUUUGUUGAAAAAAAUAUGUUAUUUGAUCUACAAGAUAUGAUUAUACCAUAUGCUGAUAGUCUUGGUAUGAAUGAACAAGAAGCAGCAAAUCUUUAUAAUACAUUGUAUUAUGGUAAUGUAUCAUUAGUUGCUGAUUCAUCACCAAGAGUUGCAACAAUUUUAGAUUAUACAAGAACAUUAUUUAAAUUAAUUAGAGAAAAAAGUGAGGUCAUUGAAAAUUCAAGAAGCUUAACAAGAAUUCAUGUACAUACAUUAGCUUAUCAAGCAAUAUUAACUGUUAAAAAUUCUAUUUGGAAAAAUACAAUGGCUGCUGCUGCUAAGGCUUCUCUAGUUGCACAUCGUCAUGUUUGUGGAACAAGUACUAUUGAUGUUGCUAAAGCAACUUUAAUUAUGGAUGAUAGUUUUACAACAUCAAAAAUAUCUGGUAAACGAAUUGCUAUGAAUGUAAAAAAACCAGUUUCUUGUUGGGAUGAAAUUAUUAAAAAUAAUAAACAAGAUAUACCUGUUGAAAUUUGUGUUGCACCAGUAUUGGUAUGCACUGAAGCUAGUCAAACUGCUGGUGGUGGUGAUAAUAUAUCAAGUGCCGGUCUGGUACUACAAAUUUAAUCUCAAUAAUUAUAUAUAUAUUUUUAAUCAUUUAUCUAUUUUGCAUUUAAAAGCUGCAAUGUUGUUUAUUUAAUUUACUAAAUUUUUAAUUAUAAAUUGCAUUCCACUGCAUUGAUAUUUGCAUUUGUAAUUUUAAGGAAUAAAUUUUAGUCAAGUUGAGCAAUGUGAUAAACCGUUUUUGUGCCAUAGGGAGCUUGUGUUCAAAAGUGAUGAUCAAUUUCGGAUAAUCACAUUGUUAAAAACAAGAAAAUGUUUUUCUAUUGAUCAACAAUUAAAAAUUUUAAUUAUGAAAUUCAAUAUUUAUCUGUAUUUAAAUUAUUAAAACAAAUAUUUUCUUUUUUUUUUUUAUAUAUCAUUGUUGUAUUAAAUAAUUAUACAGUACACUAAUAAAUACGUACUUGAAUUGAUGA